AUGCAUGAAUUUUCGAAUAGAGAAUUACGGCGGAAAGCUAAGAGGGAAGAGAAGAGACGGUGGCUUGAGGAGCGCGACGAAAUGAAGUUCUCUCAUAGCAUCCAGUUUAAUGCUGUUCCAGAUUGGAGCAGUCAUUAUAUCGCAUAUAGCAACCUUAAGAAACUAAUUUACGGACUCGAAAAGACCGUUCACCAACCUGGCGUUUCCGAUGUCGAAACCCGCCCACUCCUGCGUAAUGAGGAUCCCGAAACCGUUUUCGGCCGAGCGUUAGACGUGGAACUAGAGAAGAUCUCAUCAUUUUAUGGCGUCAAGGAAAAGGAAUUAUUUGACGAGGUCGAUGAUCUUUUGCGUGACUUUGGAUCACCUGAGUCAGAUGGCUACGACGAACCCGAGCUCCCGCAGCGGCCCGCUAGCGAGCAAGCUAAACCUGCCCGUGGUGCCCAGAGCAUGCGAAGCGGCCGGAGUGCCUACAGCACACGCUCGACUGACGAUGGCGUCGAAGAAGACAGUGAUGAUGAUGAUCAAGACGAGACUUCGGCCCUCAACAGGAGGCGUCGAUCUAGCCUCGGUGGCGGUUUGGGUAGACGACGUACCGUUCCUAGCGUGAUGCUUGCCUCGACCGACCUCACAGCUUCGACCGAUCUUACUAGAUCGCGCCGAUAUAGCGUUGGUUAUGAUGACUACGCCGAGGCUGCCCAAAUGCUUUCUUCUGAUAUUAUGCUGAAGAAACGCAUUAUAAGCCUCUACGUACAGCUAUGCGAACUCAAGUCAUACGUGCAACUGAACAAGACGGGCUUUAGUAAGGUUCUUAAGAAGUUUGACAAGAUCAUCGAUAAAGAAUUUCGACCGAAAUACAUGGAGGACACCGUCGAGUCAUCGUAUCCUUUUCUACCCGAGACAAUCCGGCAAGUCGAGGGAAAUAUCGCCCAGAUGGAGAAGGCAUAUGCCGAUGUAGUAACGCAUGGCGAUGAGGCUCUUGCUAAGAAAGAUCUACGAUCGCACCUGAGAGAGCAUGUUGUAUGGGAACGAAACACGGUCUGGCGAGAACUCAUCGGUCUUGAGCGUCGCGCUGAGGCCGCAACUCUCGGCAGUGGCCUUUUGGGUGCUCAGAACGACGGUAUCAAGUUGAGGCUACAAGGUGAUGAUGCGCCUGUCACUCCCAUGAAAGAAAUUGACACACCGGUUGGACGCUUUACCUGUCCGACAUGGUUGUUCAGCUCGACUAUGUUCACACUUAUUGGCAUCAUCGCUAUAUUUUUAGUAAUGCUCUUUGUUCCUAUUGUGGAGAAAUCCGAGCAGCAGAACUGUUUGGCUAUGCUGGUGUUUGUAAGUUUGCUAUGGGCUACCGAGGCAAUACCGCUCUUUGUGACGUCUCUGUUGAUACCAUUCCUCUGUGUGGUUCUCAACGUCGUCCGUUUAGAUGAUCCGCCGUACACGCGGCUAGGCUCUAAAGCUGCAACUACUUACGUAUUCGCGGCCAUGUGGACACCGGUCAUUAUGCUGCUGCUGGGAGGCUUCACUAUUGCCGCCGCCUUGUCUAAAUGUAAGAUCGAUAAGCGGAUUGCGACUUUCGUCCUUAGCAAGGCGGGUACGCAGCCGCGUACUGUCCUUGUCGCUACCAUUAACGUAGCAGCUCCCGUGCUCUGCUUCUCUAUUAUCGAGGUCGGUAACCCGAUGUUGCGCAAUCUCCCCUCGGGUUCCAAUAUGUCCAAAGCAGUGAUCAUGGGCAUUGCACUCGCUUCCAACAUUGGUGGUAUGCUUUCUCCUAUCGCCUCGCCCCAGAACGUCGUCGCACUGGGUAUUAUGGAACCGGCGCCAACCUGGGGUGAAUGGUUCUUCGUUGUUAUCCCUGUGGGUAUCGUAUCGAUACUCCUUAUCUGGAUCCUCCUCCUCACUACAUUUCAACCCGGCAAAGGUACUACUAUCGUGCCGAUUAGACCGGUCAAGGAACCGUUCACUGGCUUACAAUGGUUUGUGUCCGCCAUUUGUAUUGCCACCAUCGGGCUCUGGUGCGCGAGCCAUCAGCUGGAGGCAACAUUUGGUGAUAUGGGUGUUAUUGCUAUCAUCCCAAUUGUGCUCUUCUUCGGCAUUGGUAUACUCACCAAGGAAGACUUCAACAAUUUCCCGUGGACUAUUAUAAUCCUCGCAGCGGGAGGGUUAGCUCUCGGUAAAGCCGUUAAGUCGUCUGGACUUCUUCAUACGGUAGCUGAGGGUAUCUCCCAGGAGGUGAAUGGGGUGGAUUUGUACGGUGUCCUACUGAUUUUCUCAAGUCUGACUCUGGUGAUUGCAACAUUUAUCAGUCACACGGUAGCUGCGUUGAUUAUCCUACCGCUUGUGUCGGAUAUCGGGAAGGACAUGGAUGAACCGCAUCCUAAUCUUCUCGUCAUGGCCGCGGCGCUUAUGUGCAGUGCAGCGAUGGCGCUACCGACGAGCGGUUUUCCUAAUAUGAGUAGCAUUAGAGCGGCCAUGCUCUCCGCUUUCACGGCUCGUCCCAUCAUCGAGCUUAAGCAGCGUGAUAAGUCUCGAAUAGAAGCCAUAUUAGCAUAUGGCGAUCGCGUUCUCGUCGGCCUGAACACGGGCUCGCUGCGAAUAUACCGUCUCAACGAACUAACCCAACCACCCGCCUCCUCCGCCUCUAAUGGUGUGUCUUCCUCCCCAACAAGUGCCCAGCCGAACGCGAAUCCGGAAUCUGCUUCAUCAAAACCCACCGAUCUCCUUCGAGAAGUCGAGAAGUUCUCGACACGCGCUAUCGAGCAGCUCGCCAUCAUCAAAGAAGCCAAUACCCUCGUUUCUCUCUCCAACUACCAUGUCUCUCUACAUGACCUGCAAUCCUAUGAGUUGGUGGACACGAUAGCGCGGACAAAGAAUGCCACCUGCUUUGCUGUCACUAGCAAUAUUGUCAAGGAUGCUGCCACGGGUAUCCCGGAGAUUAUCAGUCGCCUCGCCGUGGCCGUAAAACGGCGGCUAUUACUAUGGAGUUGGCAUGAGAGCGAAUUGCACGACGAGGUGAUCGAGAUUACGCUACCCGAAGCUAUCAGGACAUUGACUUGGGCAAAUGCGACUAAAGUUGUCUGCGGUAUGAACGCAGGAUACGUCCUUGUCGAUGUUACGACCGCCGAAACGCAAGAGAUCGUAGGGCUUGGCGCUGCCGCAACUGGUGGGCAGGGAACUAGGUUUGGCGCUGCGAGUAUGGGCUAUAUGGGACUGGGUGGAUAUAUGCCGAAGCCGCUCGCCACAAGGUUAGCUGAGGGUGAGAUGCUUCUCGCCAAGGAUAUCAAUUCACUCUUCGUCGAUACCGACGGAAAGCCCUUAGAGAAACGCCAGGUACCUUGGCAGAGCGCGCCUGAGACCCUUCAGCCGCCAGCCAAAGGUACCUUGGAAGUACGGAAUCCAGAAACCCUUAGUCUACUGCAAACGAUAGAACUUCCUGGUGCUGCACAGCUACAUUUCCCACCGCCUACUGUUAGUCUUGCUCAUGCAGGCAAGGGCUUCCACAUUAGUAGUGAGCGAGCCAUAUGGAAGAUGGAAGCAACAGACUAUGACACACAAGUGCAAGAAUUGGUAGACGGGGCCAAGUAUGAUGAAGCUAUAAGUGUUCUCGGUAUGCUUGAGGAUGCAUUGCUAAAAGAUAAAACUGGUACUAUGCGUGAGGCGAAGAUGUUGAAAGCAGAAGUGUUGUUCAAAAAGAAGAAAUUCUCAGACAGUCUGGCAUUAUUCAAUGAGGAUGAGGUACAUGCACCUCCCCAGAGGGUACUGAAGUUGUACCCUAGAAUAAUCGCCGGAGAUCUUUCUGCGGAAUCCCCCCAAGAAGACACUAAGGAGGAGGAGGAGGAGGAGGAGGAGGGGAACGAUGAGGAUGAGGACGAAAAGGUUAAUGGCGAAAAGGCGGCAAAAGCUGAUACCCCCGUCGCGUCCCCAUCUCGACCCAGCGCCUUCGCCAAGUACUGGAUGGGACAUCGCAAAACAGAUUCUGAUGCAGCUUCAAUCGCGUCAUCCAGGAGGGCCGGUACCGAUAACGAAGACGCAGCCAGCAUAAAAGUCUCAACCAAGAAGAAGCAGGUAGUGGAUGAAGACGGCCCAUUAGAAGGGAAAGAUCUCGUCAAGGCAGUACGCGAACUAAACAGUUAUCUAGCUGGCACAAGAGCGCGUUUGCAACGAUGGAUCGACCCGGCCACUGGGAAGCUAAAACCAAGGAAACCGACAACUAAUACGGAUUCAUCUAUGAGUUUAGAUGAGAAUCUAGACGCCUUGUUGACACACCCUCACUCCGAGUCCGAUGAGCAACUAGAACAAGAACUCAAAGAGACUUUCACCGUAGUCGAUACAGCUCUCUUCCGUGGCCUAAUGUUUGUGACGCCUACACUUGCUGGGUCUUUGUUCCGUAUCCCGAACUUCUGCGAUCCGGCUGUAGUGAAUGAGCACUUGCUCAAACACAAUCGAUAUAAUGAGUUAGUCGAUUUCUUCUACGGAAAGAAGCUCCAUCGCGAAGCGCUCACUCUUCUUCGUAAAUUCGGGGACAUGGAAGCGGAAAGGGAACCCACCAAACUUGACCUUAACGGCCAUCUAGACUCAGAGGUAGUUAUACCUGAACAGCUCCGUGGCCCGCAGAGGACGGUUGGAUACCUACAAAGUCUCCCACCAGAGAUGAUUGAUAUCAUUCUCGAAUUUGCGGACUGGGUCUUACGGCGCGAUCCAGACCGGGGGAUGGAGAUAUUCCUUGUGGAUAGCGAAAAUGCCGAGACUCUGCCACGAGAGAAGGUUGUUCGGUACCUCGGCGCCAUUCACGUCAAUCUAGAGAUUCGAUAUCUUCAACAUAUUAUUAUGGAGUUAGAAGAUGGCACACCGGACUUCCAUAAUCGACUGGUAGAGCUACUAAUUCAGGCAUUAAAAGAAGGCGAACGCGACGAAUCCUGGAACGAAAAGCUAGACAGUCUAGUAGUCUUCCUAAGAGGAAGUCAGCAGUACAGUCUUAGCAGAGCGCUGAGCAUAAUUCCUCGCGAUGAUCCGGCGUUUUACGAGGCCCGAGCUAUCGUCUUCAGUAAUAUGGGUUCACACAAGCAGGCACUCGAGAUUUACGUGUUUAACAUACAGGAUUAUGCAAAGGCUGAAGAGUAUUGCAACCGCAUACAUGGGCUCCCCAGUUCUCGCCGAGAAUCUUUUGCUACAUCAUCAGGGGACGAAGAUGAUCGUGAUCCCGACUCGAAGCCUUCGAUCUAUCACAUGCUCCUUUCCCUGUACCUAACUCCACCGCCGCCAAAUAAACCCAACCUAGAACCGGCCUUGUCGCUCCUCUCCAGACAUGGCUCUCGUCUACCGGCAGAGUCGACAUUGUCUCUCAUACCUGACGACCUUCCCGUAGCCGAACUCGAAUCGUACUUCCAAGGGCGCAUGCGUGCGGCUAAUAGUCUAGUCUCAGAAUCACGUAUUAUCGAGGGGUUACGAAAGACGCAGUUGGUAAACACACAAGCGCUGCUGCUCCUCGGAGAUGGUAUCCCCGGCGGCCAGGGAGGACGUAGCAGAAGAGUGGCCAUCAGCGAGGAAAGGCGUUGUCCAUUAUGGAUGUCUAGGGAGACGUGGGCGCAGCACAAGCGGCAGUCGAACGGAACGUAUGACUGGAUCGUGGGGUAG
Messenger RNA from Hypoxylon trugodes, 5628 nucleotides. Its product is annotated as SPX-domain-containing protein. Bases 1 to 5628 code for a protein of 1875 amino acids. Gene Ontology annotation, biological process: autophagy; transmembrane transport; vesicle-mediated transport. The transcript is spliced from 12 exons. Gene Ontology annotation, cellular component: cytoplasm; fungal-type vacuole membrane. The record is from RefSeq and is a predicted model, not a curated record. NCBI's taxonomy places the organism in Eukaryota, Fungi, Ascomycota, Sordariomycetes, Xylariales, Hypoxylaceae.